CCCAUCUGCCCAUGUUAGGGACUCUAGAUAAGCGGCUCUUUUACGCAAGCGCCCUCUAGAGGCAAAGAGGGGUUUGCGUCCCAUCGAAUAGCUCCCGUCCCUUCGCUGCUUAACUGAUGGAUGAACUUUAAAGGCUCCUGCGGGGGUGUAGCUACCUCUUUUGCUCCCCCCCCGCGCCGUGACGUCCAGAGGCGGGUUUGCAGGGCUUGCCCGAGCAUGUUGCUUUCGGUUUCCCCGCAGCCCGCUUUUAAAAGCCUGCCGCGCGCAACCCAAAGUCAUCGCUGCUUUUGUUGGAGGAAGUCAGUGAGCUGUAAAUUAUCCGCCAUGGCAGUUCUGCAGGACUUCCAGACAUUUGUCUUCCUCGAUCUUGAAACCACCGGCUUGCCGCGUGACCAGCCUCGCUUGGCUGAGCUCUGCCUCUUUGCUGUGCACCGCCGUUCGCUCCAGCGCUCUCCACUGCUGGGCACCCCCCAGCUACCCCGCAUCAUAGACAAGCUCACUCUCUGUGUUGAUCCCCAAAAGCCCUUCACCCUUGAAGCAGAGAGGAUUACUGGACUGAGCAACCGAAACCUGGAGGAGAAUUGCAAAGCAGAUUUCAACAACGGUGUGGUGGAGAUCCUAAAAGGGUUUCUGCGGCGGCAAAUGGGCCCCGUCUGCUUGGUGGCCCACAAUGGCCUUGGCUUUGACUUCCCUCUGCUUCGUGCAGAACUGUGGCGAGUGGACACUGACCUGCCCCUGAGCACCGGCUGCCUGGACACACUGCCAGCCUUGAAGGAGCUGGAAAGAUCUCCUGGCAUGAGCUACCAGCUUGGGGCACUGUUCCGACAUUUCUAUGGACGUGAGCCCAUUGGGGCCCACUCAGCUGAAGGUGACGUGCUCACUCUUCUGCUAGUGUUCCUUGCCAAAGCCCCUGAGCUAAUGACAUGGGCAGCUCAUAAUGCUCAUAGCUGGGGAAAGAUUCAGCCUAUGUACUCCCUCAGCCUAAGCAGAAGCAGGAACUAAUACCGUGUUUCUCCAAAAAUAAGACACAGUCUUAUAUUUAUUUUUCCUCAAAAAAACAAAACAAAAAACACUAUGGCUUAUUUUCAGGGGGUGUCUCAUUUUUUUCCUUCCUCUUCCUCCCACGGCCAGCAUUGCUGCUGCGCCUAUCACUAUGUCUUAUUUUUGGGGUAUGUCUUAUAUUCCUUGAAUGCUUAAAAAUCCUGCUACGGCUUAUUUUAUGGCUACAUCUUAUUUUCUCAUGCCUGAUGGGCGCAGUUUUUAAAAGGUGAAACCAGUGUUGCCUAAAAAAUGAGUUUUAGCUACAUUUUAGUAGGUUAUUGAAAUUACUUUUGUAACUGCUUUGAAAUAGCUUAGGGGUUUAGAGAAGCCGUCCUGGUUUCUGAUUUGAUCCUGGAAUGUCCUGUUUUUUCUUAGGAUGUCCCUGUUUUCAUUGGAGAAAUGUUGGAGGGUAUGGCAAAGGAGUGUUGUACGGAUAAAAGGUACUAAAUAGAUAUUUGGUGGUAUAAUUUAGCAACGAUGCUUCCCUGAUUCAGAUAGGAUUACCCAGGACAUGUUCUCCCCACUCCAGACAUGUUCUACUGCAGGGGUGGCUAACCGGACUCCAUCACUUCCAUCCAGCAUGGCCAACAGGGAUGAUAGAAAUUUGUGGUCCAGCAACAUCAGGGUGGAGUGAGGGACACAGGUUUCCUGUUCCUGGUCUAAAGGUACUUUGAUGCAGCCACGUUGCUAACAUUAGGCAUGCUUGGGGCCUGAUCAGUGCCUGGGUGGGCUACUGCUUGGAAGCCCCAUGUAUGAUGCUCUGAACUCUGAGGCUGUAGUCCCAUACACACAGUUCUAUGGGGUUUUCUGAGCAGACAUGCCUCAGAUUGCACUGCCAAGGAAACAAAGGAUAUGAAUGUGAUAAAAUGAAUUUACAAGAAUAAUUUAUCCAAACUUUUUUGUAGGGGAAUUCACUUUUAUUUUUUGGGGGGGGGAGGGAUAAGGCACAACCUUCUCCCAUAUGUCUACAGUGGUACCUCCGGUUAUGAACUUAAUCAGUUCCAGAGGUCCAGUCGUAACUGGAAACUGUUCUUGACCUGAGGUGCGCUUUUGCUAAUGGCGCCUCCCGCUGCUGCAGUGCUGCCGGCACCACGACUUCCCAGGGCAAAGUUCGCAACCGGGAGAAUCUACUUCCAGGUUAGCAGAGCUCGUAACCCAAAGCAUUUGUAAGGAGGAUGUUACGUAACCCGAGGUUCCACUGUAUUUACUGAAGUAAAAAGUCUAUUCACUAAUUUUGGUGAAAGGGUGAUGGGGAGAAUUAUUUUUGAAAUAUGCAUGUAUGGCUAUCUUUCUACUGCUCUACAUUAUAAACAAUUGUGAGGUUUUUGCAUUGUCCCUUCUUACCUACAGAAAGACAACAUAUGCCAAGGAUUUUUAUUCUUCCUGAGGUUAUAUGGAAGUAGGAUAUAAUUUAGGUGUCCCAUCAUUUAUAAUUGUAUACAGCAGCUAUUUAAGUAUUAAGAGUAAUUAAAACAUUCAGAACAUACCAAGUUACAUAUGAAUUCCCAUAAUGAACGCAUGUCUCCAUGACAGUAAUCAUACUUAGCAUUUUAGAGUGUUAAUUUCCCAAAUGCAUUGUUAAUCACUGUCCUCUGUAAAGUUGGUCUCUAUUAUUAUCAAUGCACACAAAUGAAAUUUAAGGAACUGGUGUCAAAUCUGAAUGAGAAGUCCUACAAAAUAAAUUUAUGAGGCAGAUAUCGGGGCUUCCUCCUUGGACUCUGUUGGUUCAUCCUACAGCUGAGUUGGGUCUCCCCUCAAUAGCGGCCAGAAUUGAUCUGCUACUGGCAUAGAUUCGGCGCCUUUGAGGACCAUAUUCUCACCAAGCUCAGCUGGUUGGAGCAAGACAAGCAUAGGGCUUGAAAUCUCCUUAGUUCACGUGAACUUGGAAAUUGGAUAUUUGAGCAUGACGUCAAGCAAGCCAGAGCAUCCACAAUCACUGCCUGUUAUUUGGGACCCUCAAAUUAAGGACAACCAUUCAAGGCCUCACUACCUUGAGAUGCUGACUUUCCCACAAUUGCACAGGGCCUUUGUUGAGCUUCGGUUUCAGCAGAUGCCCUCAGCAUCCUUGGAGGCGAGAUACCUUGGAAUGCCUCAGAUGGCAUGGAAAUGCAUUGAUGGAUGUAAUCAAGUUGAGGAUGUCUUGCACCAUUUGUUGAUUUAUCUAUUUUUAUUGGUUCUCAGAUUGAUACCCCCCAGAAGUGAUAGUUAAACUCUCUACAAAUUACAUAUCUGUAGCCAAAUUUGCUUGUUAUAUUAAUGCAUUGCAAUUUUAAAUUUUGUGUUCUAAGCUUCUAUGCUGUAGACUUUUACAGACUUAUGUUGUGUGAUUUUAGAGGAAUGCCUUGCUUUUGCCCUCUGUGUGUGAAGGCUUUGACUAUAUACCCGUGUUUCUCCGAAAAUAAGACAUCGUCUUAUAUUUAUUUUUCCUCAAAAACCCCCACUAUGGCUUAUUUUCAGGGGAUGUCUUAAUUUUUUUCCCCUCCUUCUCCUGCCAUGGCCGGCAUUGCCGCUGCGCCUAUUACUAUGUCUUAUUUAUGGGGUAUGGCUUAUAUUCCUUGAAUGCUUAAAAAUCCUGCUAUGGCUACGUCUUACUUUCGGAGAAACAGGGUACAAUUAAUUUAACUGAAUGAAUGAAUGGAUGCAUAAAAAAAAUUAUCAAUGAAUUGCAGAAUAUGGGUGGGGCAGACUGAAAGGGGCUUACCACUGGCGAUUGCAACCCUAUACCCACUUACCUGGGAGUAAGUCAGUUGAACUCAAUGAACUUAGUUUUGCAUAGACACCAAUAGAUUGUGCUGAGGUAAGUUUUGAACUGGGGACUUCUUAGUUCACAGCUCAGUCUAUUAGCUGCUAUGCUCUCAUAAUAACCACCAGGUGCCUUCCAUGUUCAGUUGCUGGUUGUCAGGACUGUAUUUGCAAAUGGCUAUCUUCCUGCCUAAGUGCAGAACCUUAUAUUUGUCUCUAUUGAAUCAUGCUUUGAUUGGCCUGAUCUGCUGGAUUAACAAAGACUUUUCAAGAAGUCAUUUGUGCUGCUCACCAUUGCAACAUCUUAUGGGCAGUGAAUUACAUAAAUAAUUGUGGGUUCCUCCUAGGAUAUACUUCCUGUUUAUCCUGCAAGCCUGUUGCCUGUAUAUUUCAUUAGUGGCCUGAUUUCUUGUGUGUGCCUCUCAUUUAUUCUGUUGCAAUGCCUAAUAAAAGCUCUUUUUAAAAUUGCUGUUA
Molecule: messenger RNA, 4257 nt
Organism: Zootoca vivipara (common lizard)
Lineage: Eukaryota; Metazoa; Chordata; Lepidosauria; Squamata; Lacertidae
Gene: TREX2
Product: three prime repair exonuclease 2
Biological process (GO): DNA catabolic process
Cellular component (GO): cytoplasm
Molecular function (GO): nucleic acid binding; 3'-5'-DNA exonuclease activity
Source: RefSeq, a predicted model, not a curated record